UACAGCUUGUCGAGUGAUCGCGGUUCCAUGUACGAUGCGCGCUUGCUCGUACGCGGUCAUGAGACCACCAGGGCCCUCAGGCCUCAGGCCUCAGGCUCCGUCCGCCAUCAUGGUCGCGCUCUCCCUCCCUGAGUCCCUCUUCCAACAAACAAUGCUGUCCAAGGGUCCCCGCACAGCGGCGGCCAGCGUGCGCUCGUUACCAUCCGCGGUGUCUUCGAGCCGCUAUGGUCCUCCGCUUGGUUCAGCGAGGCAGCCACCAUCGGCACUGCAACCAGUACGGCAGACAAGGACGAGACAUACACCAGUCGUGCUAGCUACCGCGCAGCGAAGGGGGUUCGCCUCCAUAGUUGGACCCGAGGCGUCCUCGCAAACGGAGGCCAAUGAUAUGCCCCUCGAAGCAAGGAGACCGCUCUUUGACAAGAUUCUCAUUGCAAAUAGAGGGGAGAUAGCAUGUCGUGUGAUUCGCACGGCGAAGAAGCUAGGGAUACGCAGCGUAGCUGUGUAUAGUGAAGCAGACGCAGAUGCUUUGCAUGUCCAGAUGGCCGAUGAGGCGUACUGCAUUGGACCUGCGGCGUCCUCCGAGAGCUACCUACGCAUGGACAAGAUCAUCGACGUCUGCCGCAAAAGCGGCGCGCAGGCUGUUCAUCCCGGCUACGGCUUUCUGAGCGAGAACGCCGACUUUGCGGAACAGCUUGCGCAGGCGGGGAUCGUGUUCAUUGGGCCACCCGCUUCGGCCAUUGUGAGUAUGGGCUCCAAGAGCGAAUCCAAGACAAUCAUGGCCAAUGCAAGAGUACCUGUCGUGCCCGGCUAUCACGGCCCAAACCAGGAUCCAGUGUUCCUCGCCGAGCAGGCGUCUCGGAUUGGCUACCCUGUUCUCAUCAAGGCCGUCCACGGCGGCGGCGGCAAGGGCAUGCGCACCGUGCACAGCCCCGCAGACUUCGCCGACGCGCUCGCGUCCGCCCAGCGCGAGGCGAGCAAGGCGUUCGGCCGCACGGAGGUCCUCGUCGAGAAUUGGAUUGAGCGCCCGCGGCAUGUCGAGGUUCAGGUGUUUGCGGACAGUCAGGGUGGUUGUGUGAGCCUGUGGGAGCGGGACUGCUCUGUGCAGAGGAGAAACCAGAAGAUUAUCGAGGAGGCUCCAGCGCCGGGGUUGUCGCCGGAGUUGAGGGCAGACUUGAGUGCCAAGGCGAUAGCUGCUGCGAAGGCUGUUGGAUACGUCGGCGCGGGCACGGUCGAGUUCAUCUUCGACAAUGACACGCAGCAUUUCUAUUUCAUGGAGAUGAACACCCGUCUGCAGGUCGAGCAUCCUGUCACGGAGAUGAUUACCGGCCUUGAUCUGGUGGAAUGGCAGCUUGAGGUCGCAGCAGGCAACCGUCUGCCUCUCACACAGGCCGCCAUUCCACUUGUCGGCCACGCAUUCGAGGCACGUAUCUACGCCGAGAACCCGCGCAACGGAUUCUUGCCUGACUCGGGCCGUCUCCUCUACCUCUCGACCCCUACACCCAGCACCAUCUUCGCGCCUCCCGUCACGCCUCGUACGCCCACCGACCCCGAUGCCGCGCUCAUGCCUAUUCUGUCGGCCGAAACAACACUCCAUGUGAAGCCCUCCGUGCGACUUGAACAAGGCUUCCCCGAGGGCGCUGACAUUGGGGUGUUCUACGAUCCCAUGAUCGCCAAGCUCGUCGUACACGCGCGCGAUCGUCCGGAGGCGCUGCGCGUCCUGCGGGCAGCGCUGGAAGAGUAUCGCGUCGCGGGCCUGAGCACGAACGUUGCGUUUUUGCGGCAGCUUGCCGGUAACGAUAAUUUUAUUCGGGGCGAGGUCGAGACGGGUUUCAUACAGAAACAUUUCGAUGAGCUCUUCCCCAGGGUGGAAGACCCGAGACCCGAGGCCCUCGCCCAAGCUGCGCUCUUCGUCGUGCUGUCCGAUUUGCCCUCGGUGGGAUCGUCCACGACGCCGUGGGCGACUAUGGGCGCGCGUCGCUUCGGAGGCGAUCUCUCUGAACAAGUCGUGACACUCCAGAUACACAACGAGGACAACGCCAAUUCCACAGAGGCGACCACCACCCCAGUACACGUACAGGUGCUGCCCGACGGCCGCUUCAACGUGACGGUGCACACCCCUUCCGGCACGCAUGCCUUCCCCAACACCGUCGCGCGCCUAGUCGAACACGGCCGGGUCGUGGAGAGCACGAUCGCCGGCGCCAAGACGCGCACGACCGUCGUUCGCCAGCGCGCCCCAGCUACGUCGACAGGCACGCCCGGGUCGACGAGCGCGGCGCAGCGGCUGCACGUCUUCCCCGGGGGCUCGUCCGCGAAGCACACGCUCGUGCUCCCUGCGCCUGCGUGGGUCGCGUCCCUCGCAGGCGACGUCGCGUCCGCAGUGGGGCGCGGUGUGCUGCGCGCGCCGAUGCCGAGCAUGGUCGUUGAGGUGAAGGUCGCGCCGGGCGAUCGCGUCGAGCCUGGGGUGGCGGUGGUCGUGCUGGAGAGCAUGAAGACGGAGACGAUCCUCCGCGCGGCGGUGAGCGGCGUGGUCCGUGCGGUGGGGUGCGCGAAGGGAGAGAUGGUCGAGGAGGGACGGGUCGUCGUCGAGAUUGCGGAGGACGAUGCACCUGAGGGGCAAUGAGCGGGGACGCUGCGACUUGUAAGAGUAUGGAGUACCAAGGACUUACUCUUGUGGGACCUAGGAAUUGUACGGUAACUACGAGGGAAUUGUGUAUGUAUCAUGUCAGACUUGUAGGUGUACAUUAUGGAUUGUGGACUGAUGCAAAAGCCGGUUCAACAACUUGCUUGAUUGUCAAUUCAUAGUUGACGGGUACUAGCUAGGAGUCUGCUAUCUUGGCAUUGUGACAUGCCAGUGUGAAGACCUCAGACUGAUGUACAUAGAUCCUAUGAGUCAAAUCUGUGCGUCGAAUGAACGACACGAAGUGCCAUGGC
Rhodofomes roseus is the source of this 2931-nucleotide messenger RNA. RefSeq names its product carbamoyl-phosphate synthase L chain, ATP binding domain-containing protein. NCBI's taxonomy places the organism in Eukaryota, Fungi, Basidiomycota, Agaricomycetes, Polyporales, Fomitopsidaceae. Bases 35 to 2620 code for a protein of 861 amino acids. Gene Ontology annotation, molecular function: methylcrotonoyl-CoA carboxylase activity; ATP binding; metal ion binding. Gene Ontology annotation, cellular component: mitochondrion. The transcript has 13 exons. The record is from RefSeq and is a predicted model, not a curated record.